GGAAAGGGAUGUGAAACUCAGGCCACAGCGGGCGCCAUCCCUCCUGGGUGUCCCACCGGGGUCCCAGAAGGCGGAGGACCUGGGUGGAGGACAGGAGCCCAGUCGGAGUUGAUGACCAGAGGCAGGGUUCCUAGUCCCUCAAAACACAAGAAGCUAGGAGAAGGCUGAGGGUGUCCGAGCCCUGCAAAGGGGCCACAUGAGUGGGUGCUGAACAGGACCAAGCAAGCGGGAGGCAGGGUGCCAUCAUGGAGGCCCCCAAGGGCUGGCUGGUGGUCUGUGUGCUGGCCGUAUCCCUGGCCUCUACAGUGACCCAGGACACGUGCAGAGCACCAGAUGGGACAGAUGGAACCCCAGGAAACCCUGGCCGAUCUGGACGGCCAGGCCUCAAAGGGGAGCGAGGGGAACCAGGCGCUGCUGGCAUCCGGACAGGCAUCCAAGGCCUCAAAGGAGAUCAGGGGGACCCCGGGCCCCCCGGAAAAUCUGGCAAGAUGGGCUUCCCGGGGCCCAGCGGUCCCACAGGGAUAUCUGGGCCCCCAGGAUUGAAGGGCCUCAAGGGUAACCCAGGGAACAUCAAGGACCAGCCACGGCCAGCCUUCUCAGCAGUGAGGAGGAACCCCCCAAUGGGCGGCAACGUGGUCAUUUUUGACACGGUCCUCACCAACCAGGAAGGCCCGUACCAGAACCACUCGGGCCUCUUUGUCUGCGCUGUGCCCGGCUACUACUACUUCACCUUCCAGGUGGUGUCCAAGCGGGACAUCUGCCUGUCCAUCGUGUCCUCUGGGAGGAACCACCCCCGGCGCUCCCUGGGCUUCUGCGACACCAACAGCAGAGGGCUCUUCCAGGUGGUGUCUGGGGGCACAGUGCUCCAGCUCCAGCAUGGCGACCAAGUCUGGAUCGAGAAGGACCCUGUCAAGGGCCACAUCUACCAGGGCACUGACGCAGACAGCAUCUUCAGUGGCUUCCUUAUCUUCCCAUCCACCUGAGUCAGGAAGGACCCCCCAACACACACCCCAGCCUCAUCCGCUUUAUGCUGUGUGACUCUGGGGCACUCACUCCAUCUCUCUGAGUUCCUGUGCUCUGCUGUGUAAAACGGGGGUGCUGUUGCUUUUGCUGCCUGAAGGGUGGGGGACGGGUUGGAGGCCCGUAGGACUUGCUACCCCACUGUGCAUGCUAAGGAGGAGGUCAUUUCUUAGCCCUCUUCCUGGAAUAAACACCUGAGUCUGUGUCUGCUGAGCCCAAGGUUUAAUUCCUACUCUGGGCACUGGUCAGGAGGCAUAAACACCA
This is a messenger RNA of Loxodonta africana (African savanna elephant), 1284 nucleotides long. RefSeq names its product complement C1q A chain (gene C1QA). Lineage: Eukaryota; Metazoa; Chordata; Mammalia; Proboscidea; Elephantidae. Bases 246 to 983 code for a protein of 245 amino acids. Gene Ontology annotation, molecular function: protein binding. The transcript is spliced from 4 exons. The record is from RefSeq and is a predicted model, not a curated record.